Coprinopsis cinerea okayama7#130 is the source of this 1473-nucleotide messenger RNA. RefSeq lists its product as hypothetical. Lineage: Eukaryota; Fungi; Basidiomycota; Agaricomycetes; Agaricales; Psathyrellaceae. The record is from RefSeq and is a predicted model, not a curated record. Gene Ontology annotation, cellular component: heterotrimeric G-protein complex. Gene Ontology annotation, molecular function: GTPase activity; G-protein beta/gamma-subunit complex binding; G protein-coupled receptor binding. Bases 1 to 1473 code for a protein of 490 amino acids. The transcript is spliced from 10 exons. Gene Ontology annotation, biological process: adenylate cyclase-modulating G protein-coupled receptor signaling pathway.
AUGGUUCUAGUCGGCCUCAAAUCGUCGCCAUCAGUCGCAUGGCCUCCCCCACCUCCAGCCGACGAAUCGGAUGAGCAACGCAGAAACCGCCUCGAACGAGAAGCCCGGGCCAAAGAAACCAACGACCGCAUCGAUAAAGAGAUAAGCGCCGAGAAGGAGAGAAGGAAACGGCCAAGGGCAAAGAUUCUUUUGCUAGGCCAAGCAGAGUCUGGAAAAUCAACUGUUUUAAAGAACUUUCAGCUUCAAUUCGCACCUAAAGCUUUCGAGAACGAUGCAGAAAUCUGGCGACCUGUAAUCCAUCUCAACCUCGUCCGCUCCAUCAACUUUCUCGUCAACUUUCUCUCGAGCCGCCUCACAAACCUGCGCGACUCAACCAACCAGCACUCCCACUCACUCUCAACACAAUCCUCCAGUUCCUCCCUCCACAGCAGUGCUUCGUCGCCCCCGUCCAAAAAGAAUGGACAAAACACUGAACUGCGCAAGUUGCUGGUGCGAUUGGCACCGCUGCGCCAAGUCGAGGACUCGCUCGCCCGCGCGCUAUCCGGGGGCUCGCUUUCCAAUUCUUCGUCCCCUUUCAGCCCCGCCUACAACCCCGCCAAAGCUCCCGAAAUCGCCUUCCCCUCUGGAUACGGAUGGAAGAAAGCCUUGCUUAGUGGCCGUAAACUCGGCAGUGGGAAUGGAGGAAACGGAGGGAAUGGCAGUAGCGAUAUGAGCGAGUUUGGGCAGGCCAGUCGAAUUCUGGCUGCGUGCGGAGAGGAUAUCGUGAAGCUGUGGAAUGAUCCUGGUGUGCAGCAGAUUCUGAAAGCUGCGGAUAUAGCGUUGGAUGAGCAGCCGGGAUUUUUUUUGGACCAGGCGGCGAGGAUCACAGAGGAAAGCUACAGGCCAUUACCGGAGGACGUCCUGAAGGCACGAGUAACAACCGUCGGACCUGAAGAGCACGUCAUCCACUGCGAGAACGUAGCAGACUCGAGCGCAAAAGAAUGGGUCAUCUACGACGUUGGAGGAAGUCGGAGUCAACGAGCUGCUUGGGCGCAGUUCUUCGACGACGUUAACAUGAUCAUCUUCCUCGCUCCCAUGUCCGGUUUCAACCAAGUCCUGGCGGAAGAUGAAAGCGUUAACCGAUUGACAGACUCCCUCCGCCUCUGGCAAACCCUCUGCUCCAACAAACUCCUCGCGCACGUCGAAUUCGUGCUCUUCCUCAACAAACUCGACAUCCUCGACGCCAAGCUCAAGUCGGGCGUGCAGUUUGGGUCGUUUGUGACGAGUUACGUGGAUAAGCCUAAUGAGACUAAGCCGGUCGCGAAAUACCUCCUCGAUGUAUUUGUCUCGCUCCACCAGAAACAUUCACCGCGUAGACGCAAGAUCCAUCCUCAUCUUACAUGUGCGGUGGACACGAAGGCUACUUCGACUGUUAUCAACAGGAUACGAGAAGUGAUCCUAGUGAAGAUGCUGUCGCAGACGAACAUCCUUUAA